This is a messenger RNA of Galleria mellonella (greater wax moth), 804 nucleotides long. Its product is annotated as gamma-glutamylcyclotransferase-like. The coding region runs from base 79 to 735 and encodes 218 amino acids. Gene Ontology annotation, molecular function: gamma-glutamylcyclotransferase activity. The record is from RefSeq and is a predicted model, not a curated record. The transcript has 3 exons. NCBI's taxonomy places the organism in Eukaryota, Metazoa, Arthropoda, Insecta, Lepidoptera, Pyralidae.
GAAAGUAAAAUGUCAUUUAAGCCAAUAAACAUCACACCAAAUCCUUAAGUAGAACAAUUUAUCACGUAUUCAAUAAUAAUGAUAAAAUCUCAGAUAUAUAAACCAGACACCUUUUUAUAUUUUUCAUACGGUGCAAAUUUGCUUACGUUCAGAGUUCAGAUGCACAAUCCAUCAGCAGAAUUCGUCUCCAUAGCACGUUUAGAUAACUAUAGACUGGAUUUUAUCAGAUACUCUAAAUUUUGGGGAGGCCCUAAUGUUACAUUAGUACCGACUGCCAACGCGCACGUUUGGGGUGUUAUAUGGCGCCUGCAUAAAACUGACAUGGCAUCUCUCGAUAGCCAAGAAGGAGUAGAUAUAAAAAAAUAUUAUAUAAAACACUUGGAUGUGUUGACGCCAUACAUGGGGCUGUUCAAAUGUAGAGUUUAUAUUCAAAAAAUAAAUCCAUUGCCCAGAGGUGACAACGACUCGAUUCCUGUGGAGAGACUGCCUUCACGGACGUACAAACAAGUUAUGAUACGCGGCGCUACUGAACAUGAAAUACCUGAGUAUUAUAUAGAUUACUUAACAAAAUUAAAAGAUAAUGGGGAAGAGGGUUGUCUAAGAAUGGUUUGUCUGUUAAAUCGAUAUGCUGUGGACGAGCCGUGUGAAUGCAGGGUACCAGGUCGUAUACCGCGAAAGCCUUUGAAACUUGAUUUAAAAAAUAUUCCAGAAAAAAAGAAAAUAUUGGGAAAGUAAACUAUGGCUUUCACUGUAGCGAAAUAAAAAGUUCCUGCUUAAAAAAUCGAUUUUAUUUUGAGAAAUGUA